Molecule: messenger RNA, 1371 nt
Organism: Benincasa hispida (wax gourd)
Lineage: Eukaryota; Viridiplantae; Streptophyta; Magnoliopsida; Cucurbitales; Cucurbitaceae
Source: RefSeq, a predicted model, not a curated record
CGCACAAAAUCAAAAUCACCGCACAGACUCCAAUUUGGGGGCCGUUUUUAUAGUAAGAUCCAUAUUUAUAUAUAGUCUUUGUGAAAGAGAUCAGUGUAGAAAAGAGGUAGGAGGAUAGGAAUAAUUAAGAGUUGAGGAAAACAAGGAAUUAACAAUGUGUAUGUCAAAAGAUGGGCAACGACAAUCUCUGGUGCCAAGCUUUGUGUAUUCUGGCGAUUGGGGGGGUUCCCAAGCAUUGGUUAGGCGCUUCCCAAUUGAAGCUCCGAAAGAGAAGAUAAAGAUGUAUUCACCGGCCUUCUACGCAGCAUGCACAGCAGGCGGCAUUUUGAGUUGUGGACUCACCCACAUGGCUGUCACCCCCCUCGAUCUCGUCAAGUGCAACAUGCAGAUCGACCCAGCAAAGUACAAGAAUAUCUCGUCUGGUUUUGGAAUUCUGCUAAAGGAGCAGGGAGUGAGAGGAUUCUUCCGGGGUUGGGUGCCAACGUUGCUUGGUUACAGUGCUCAGGGUGCCUGCAAGUUUGGAUUUUAUGAGUUCUUCAAGAAGUACUAUUCUGAUAUGGUUGGAGCAGAGAAUGCAGUCAAGUACAAAACUUUCAUAUACCUUGCUGGCUCAGCAUCUGCAGAAGUGAUUGCGGAUGUUGCUCUCUGCCCCAUGGAGGCCGUCAAAGUUCGUGUCCAAACUCAACCUGGUUUUGCUCGGGGUUUGUCUGAUGGCCUUCCAAAGUUUGUCAAGUCUGAGGGUGUUCUUGGGCUCUACAAAGGUCUGGUUCCUCUUUGGGGACGUCAGAUUCCAUAUACCAUGAUGAAAUUUGCUUCUUUCGAAACAAUUGUUGAGAUGCUUUACAAGUAUGCCAUCCCAAGGCCAAAAGAACAGUGUAGCAAAUCUCUGCAGCUUGGAGUGAGCUUUGCCGGGGGGUAUGUGGCCGGCGUCCUCUGUGCUGUGGUCUCACACCCGGCCGACAAUCUUGUCUCUUUUCUCAACAAUGCCAAGGGUGCAACUGCGGGGGAUGCUGUCAGGCAGCUGGGAUUAUGGGGUCUCUUCACUCGUGGCCUUCCGCUUCGGAUUGUUAUGAUUGGAACUCUUACCGGCUCUCAGUGGGGAAUAUAUGAUGCAUUCAAAGUUUUCGUUGGACUGUACGUUUUUUUUUUUUUAACUUCAUCUUUCAUACCGAGCUCCACAGUUGCAUCUAACUUGUCAGCACUUAAUAAAUGUGAUUUGCUUGAUCCUGUAGGCCAACGACUGGUGGUGCUACCCCUGCUCCUGCCGCUAGCAAGUGAACGCUAUUUGCCAACAAAUGCGGAAUGCUGUAGCUCCAAGACUUGGAAAUUAUUCUAAUUCUACUUAGGACCACAAAAUUCAGGUUUCUCACG